UUCUGACGCGCAUGCGCAUUAAUAGCUCCAGCUCGCUCUGGUUCUGCCUGAAGCUAACUGAAGCUAACAGGUUAUCCUUGGGCUGCUGACGGACCGAACCAGAACCGAGUCCGUCCCCCUUCAGACCCGGUCCAGGCCGGUAACACGGAGCCGGUUCUGAGGCGGAACCGAGCUGUCUGUGGCGGGAAUCUGCAGUUGGCGCUGUUAGCAUUGGCAGCUAGCGUUAGCUCCGCUCAGCUAACAGAACCACAACAGCUAACUGAAGCUAACAGAGCUAACUGAAGCUAACAGGGCAACAUGGCGACGGAAGAGAAGAAACCAGAGACAGAAAACAUCAAACAGUCCUCGUCCGGAUCCGGAUCCGGGAACAAGUCUAAUCCUUCCAAACCAAACUACUCGGUGAAGUUCACUCUCGCCGGACACACGAAGGCCGUCUCUUCUGUCAAGUUCAGCCCUAACGGAGAAUGGCUGGCCAGCUCCUCUGCUGAUAAGUUGAUAAAGAUCUGGGGAGCGUUCGACGGGAAGUUUGAGAAAUCCAUCGUCGGACACAAACUGGGGAUCUCAGAUGUCUCCUGGUCUUCAGACUCCAACCUGCUUGUUUCUGCCUCUGACGACAAAACGCUGAAGAUCUGGGACAACAACUCUGGGAAGUGCCUGAAGACUCUGAAGGGACACAGUAACUACGUGUUCUGCUGUAACUUCAACCCUCAGUCCAACCUGGUGGUGUCUGGAUCGUUUGAUGAGAGUGUGCGUAUCUGGGAUGUUAAAACAGGAAAAUGUCUGAAGACUCUGCCGGCUCACUCUGACCCCGUCUCUGCUGUUCAUUUCAACAGAGACGGCUCGCUGAUCGUAUCCAGCAGCUACGACGGACUCUGUCGUAUCUGGGAUACAGCAUCAGGACAGUGUCUGAAGACUCUGAUCGACGAUGAUAACCCUCCGGUGUCUUUCGUCAAGUUUUCUCCCAACGGGAAAUACAUCCUCGCCGCCACGCUGGACAACACGCUGAAGCUCUGGGACUACAGCAAGGGGAAGUGUUUGAAGACGUAUUCGGGACAUAAGAAUGAGAAAUAUUGUAUCUUUGCCAACUUCUCUGUCACAGGAGGGAAGUGGAUCGUGUCCGGCUCUGAGGACAGCCUGGUUUACAUCUGGAACCUUCAGACCAAAGAGAUCGUCCAGAAACUACAAGGACACACAGACGUGGUGAUCUCAACGGCGUGUCACCCGACAGAGAACAUCAUUGCGUCCGCUGCGCUGGAGAACGACAAGACCAUCAAACUGUGGAGGAGCGACUGUUAGACUGACCCGGUCCUGGUCCUGGACCUGGACCUUGACCUGGACCUGGACUUGGAUCUGGUCCUUGACUCGGAUCUGUUCCUGGACUCGGACAUGGACUCGGAUCUGGACUCGGACCUGGGUCCAGAACCAGAACUGUUCUACACCAUGUCACUGGUCCCACAGUAACAGAGUCAGCUGGUUUCUGAGUCGAGGUGGAAAAGAUGAAACUAUAAAACAAAAGUUUGUUUUCAAAGUUCAGUGUUUUCUGGAGGCUUUUAUUGUUCGUCUGCUCUGUGUUUUUAGUUUCUAUUUUUAAGGUCAUAUUUAUUUAUUUUUUAUUUGAUUACUAUAAUUAUUCACCAUGAUAAAAAAUAUUUUAAUAUAUUUUUAAAGGCAGAAAAGAAACAUUAAUAGUUAUUUCCCGGCCUGUUUACAUUAUUAUAAUUAUUUCUUUAUUAAGAUCUUCCAGUGAGUCCCUGAAACCGUGUCCACCAGACAGGAGGUCGUUUUUUCCUUUCAGAAUGAAUUAAUCUGGGCAGAAAAACACGGAACAAAAACAAAAUAUAAUAUAAUUUCCUUGUGAAGAAUCUGAGUGACGGUUUUAUUGAUGAAUGUUUUUGGGACACGCCCACUCUGAUUCUGCUGCGUCCACUGACUCUCUCCGCUGUGGGAACAUUUACCAUCAUCGAUCAGCUGACUGAGAAAACAAACAACAGUAACGUCUUCAGUUAUUUGUAAAUAAAGAUUUUGAAUAUGA
Messenger RNA from Centropristis striata (black sea bass), 2032 nucleotides. Its product is annotated as WD repeat-containing protein 5-like. The record is from RefSeq and is a predicted model, not a curated record. Gene Ontology annotation, cellular component: Set1C/COMPASS complex. NCBI's taxonomy places the organism in Eukaryota, Metazoa, Chordata, Actinopteri, Perciformes, Serranidae. The transcript has 13 exons. Gene Ontology annotation, molecular function: histone binding. The coding region runs from base 298 to 1296 and encodes 332 amino acids.